AUGGUCGACUUCUAUCCACAUAGCAUGUCUCACGACUUCCAACUCUACUCCAACAACCAGGAGCAACAGCUCGACUUCGUCCCAUCGAGCCAACCCUACCUGGCCACCAGCUACGAAUUGGACCCCACAUUCACUGCCGCCUCCUAUGCCUCCGUCCCCAUGCCAGCCUACUCGGAAGCACCACGCCAGGACCUCGUCUUCCACUACGAUGGCAUUGCACAGGGCGUCAAGCCCGCCUUCCAGUACAGUCCUCAUGAUUCGCCCAACUCCGUCUCCCACACCUUUGAGCAGCCACCCAUCCUCUCGGCUUCGUCCGAGUCCGGAGCCUCAGUGUCGUCUUCAACCAUGGGAUCCCCCUCGCUAAACCCACAGUUCAACGAGCCAUGGAAUCCCAUGAACAGCGGACUUGGGCUUCCCAUUGUCCACAACUCCUCUGGCUUCGAAUAUGACGGCAUCGUCGUGGCCGACAAAGGCGCUGCAGACCCAAACUUGAUCCAGCCAUUCGCCAUGCAGUUCCCUCAGUCCCCCUACCAGGAACUGCGAGCUACACCCUCUCCCUACUUCCCAGUCUUGGAGCACCCGCCAUCACCGGCGCCAUCCCACACCUCCACCAGGAGCCAGCGCCCCGGGUCCAGGCAGUUUAAGAAGGGAAGCCAGUCGCCGUAUCUCCACACCCAGCAAUACGCUCCCUAUCCCACAUUCAACACCCAGAGGCGGCGAUCGGAUGCUUCUCUCCACUCCCACCACUCCGCCACCAGCCGCAAGAGCGGAAGCAGCUUCGAGCUCGACGACGAGACCAAGGAGAAGGGCCUCUGCCCCCUCCCAGAGUGCGGACGCGUCUUCAAGGACUUGAAGGCGCACAUGUUGACCCACCAGACCGAGCGCCCUGAGAAGUGCCCGAUCACCACCUGCGAAUACCACGUCAAGGGCUUCGCAAGGAAGUACGACAAGAACAGGCACACUCUCACCCACUACAAGGGCACCAUGGUCUGCGGCUUCUGCCCCGGCUCCGGCUCGGCGGCUGAGAAGUCGUUCAACCGGGCCGACGUCUUCAAGCGCCAUCUCACCUCCGUCCACGGCGUCGAGCAGAAUCCCCCCAACAGCCGCAAGAAGUCGCCAACCGGACGCAAGGCCUUCGCUGGCCAGCACAACCUCGCCGGCACCUGCUCCACCUGCUCCAUCACCUUCGCCAACGCCCAAGAGUUCUACGAGCACUUGGACGACUGCGUCCUCCGCGUCGUGCAGCAGGCCGACCCCUGCGAGGCCAUCAACCAACGACACCUGACCAUGGUCGCCGAGGACAAGGAUGUCACCGAGACCCUUGAUAGGAAUGGCUUGUCAAAGGAGGUCGAGUAUGCCGUCCCCAGUUUUGAUGACGACGAUGAGGAAGACGAAGACGACGAGGUUGACGUUGAUGACCAGAACGAUGACACGUACGGCGCUCGCCGCUCGCGCUCCGGCAAAGGGUCGAUCAAGACCUCGAAAGGGGAUUGA
Messenger RNA from Aaosphaeria arxii CBS 175.79, 1494 nucleotides. RefSeq lists its product as uncharacterized. NCBI's taxonomy places the organism in Eukaryota, Fungi, Ascomycota, Dothideomycetes, Pleosporales. Gene Ontology annotation, cellular component: nucleus. The coding region runs from base 1 to 1494 and encodes 497 amino acids. The record is from RefSeq and is a predicted model, not a curated record. Gene Ontology annotation, biological process: regulation of transcription by RNA polymerase II. The transcript is spliced from 2 exons.